Volvox carteri f. nagariensis is the source of this 846-nucleotide messenger RNA. RefSeq lists its product as uncharacterized. The transcript has 9 exons. Lineage: Eukaryota; Viridiplantae; Chlorophyta; Chlorophyceae; Chlamydomonadales; Volvocaceae. The record is from RefSeq and is a predicted model, not a curated record. The annotation marks the transcript as partial.
AUGUCGCUGCAGCCCAACGGCUUCAGCAGUUUGGCCCCAGAAAUCCAGGUUCUUGACGGAGUGGUCCAACCGAUAUGGCUAUACAGCUGCUCGAGCCAAAAGCUGAUCUGGGCAAACAAGGCAGCAUUGCGUUAUUUUAACAAGACCCUAGACAGCUUUACGUCCUACAAGUUCACCCGUCUUUCACCUGAGGAACUCUCUAGUUUCCUAGUGCUCAAUACGCUUCUUCGGGACGAGGUCGAGAAUGGAGGUCUGGACCAGGUCAUUUCAGGUUUCGGGCAUUCCGUUCUGCCGGGAGUCAUCCCGCAUGAGGACCUUUCUAACAGCGAGUACCUGUACAAGCAAUUCCACAUGUUACGGCCCAUGUCAAGCUAUGCUCGGGUAACGCAAAUACAGCUUAUAAGUGGGCCUAAUCUGAGCUUGCCAACGGUGAAUACCACGACCGUCAAGACGGUGCGAAGAGAGCGGAACCGCCAGAGCAGCGCAGAUGGGCGUAUCGUCAACGGCACAAAGGUGACGUCGACGGUUUCGAGCCUUAUCGACAUCUGCGACCGCAUCCUCAAGGGCCUGGAGGUUGACCUCAAUAGCGUUGAGGCCGUGCAUCAAGCAGUGUUGCGCGGGGAUAUCAUCACGCAGCCGACGCGAAUUGAGGAGGAGCUCGUGUCGAAAGAGGAGCUGGACCAGGACGUCGGCCUGAACCUUUUGCAGCUCUUGGGAGGGAAGAAACUCGGAGAGCGCUUUGCGCCUGCACCAGAAAGCUAUGAUGGCGAGGUGAUUACCGGCCCCGUACCUGGCGGGUCACGCAGCGGGGGUACGACGGUCACGGCGGUUACCAUGGCAGCAGCG